AUGCGCAUCGACUUUUCUGAUCUAAACAAGGCAUGCCCUAAGGAUUGCUACCCACUCCCGGAAAUCGAUCACAAGGUAGAGUCGCUACAGGGAUUUAAGCUAAAAUGCUUCUUGGAUGCGUACAAAGGGUAUCACCAUAUAUUGAUGAGCAAAGAAGACGAAGAGAAAACAGCCUUCUAUACAGACCAUGGCACGUUCUGCUACACCAAGAUGCCUUUUGGGUUAAAGAAUGCAGGGGCGACAUACCACCGGCUAGUCGACUCGAUAUUCGCCAAGCAAAUUGGAAGGAAUAUUAAGGUGUAUGUAGAUGAUAUGGUGAUUAAGAGUCCAAAUGAAGAAAAGAUGAUGCAAGACAUCGAAGAGACUUUCAAGACAUUAGAGGUGGCCAAGAUGAAACUAAACCCAGCCAAAUGCACGUUUGGAGUGGAAGAGGGGCAAUUCUUGGGCUACUAUGUUACUAGACAAGGCUUCCAGCCCAGCCCGACCAAGGUCGACGAGUUCAUCGAGACGCCAACCCCAAACUCUCUUAGAGAUGCACAAGGUCUGAACCGGAAGCUCACAGCUCUAAGCAGGUUCAUCUCGAAAUAUGCCGACAAGGCUAUGCCACUGUUCCACACCUUAAAGGGAUGCAUCGAGAAAAACAAUUUCCAAUGGACGAAUGAAGCUGAGAAGGCGCUCCAGAGAAUCAAGGAAGCACUGCACAAGCUACCGACUCUGGCAACCCCCAUCCCUGGAGAAACAUUACAAGUGUAUCUUUCAACAUCAGGCGAAGCGAUAUCAUCAGUAUUGGCUGUGGAAAGGGAAGGGGAGCAGAGACCGGUCUUGCUUAAGCCGGAGACGUCGGGUCGGCUGGCCAAGUGGGCAAUUGAACUGGGAGAGCACGAUAUAAACUACCGCCCAAGAACAAGUAUCAAAGGGCAGGCGCCGGCUGAUUUCUUACUAGAAAUUCCUGAUGGAGGGAACCCGGCGAAAGAAAAGGUGUGGGUAGUUAAGGAGGCCCCUACCGGCGAUGGCUCAUGGACCCUGUACACGGACGGAGUGUCCAGCAGGGAAGGCUCAGGGGCGGGGCUGAUCCUGACUAGCCCAGAAGGAAAAGAGGUAACCUACGCCCUCCGUUUCGACUUCCAUACAUCGAACAACGAGGCGGAGUACGAGGCGCUGCUUGCUGGGUUGCGACUCGCCAAACAGAUGGGUGCGAAAGCUGUAACAACACUAACCAACUCAAGGUUAGCAGCGAACCAAGUCAAUGGGAGUUUCGAGGUAAGAGACCAAAGAAUGGGAAAGUAUGUAAAGAUGGUAAAGCAACUGGUAGGAUCAUUCGGCCAAUUUACAAUCAAGCAGAUACCCAGAAGUGAGAACAAGAGGACAGACGCUUUGAGCAAGCUAGUGUCCACUUGUUUUGACCACCUGUCAAUGAAAGUUUUAGUGGAGGUGCUCCGGGAGGAAAGCAUUGAUGAACAGAAGGUGAACAUCUUGACCCCCGCUGGACCCACAUGGAUGACACUGUUCCGGGAAUACCUCCAGAGAGGAGUGCUACCGGACGACCAUGACGAGGCCAGAAAAAUACGUAUAAAGGCGCCCUCAUACGCAAUGGUGAAUGGGGGAUUGUACAAGAAGGGAUUCACGUCUCCAUGGCUAAAAUGUGUAGAUCAAGCCAGGGGGAGAGAGAUAUUGCAGGAAGCACACUCAGGGUAG
Molecule: messenger RNA, 1695 nt
Organism: Lactuca sativa (garden lettuce)
Lineage: Eukaryota; Viridiplantae; Streptophyta; Magnoliopsida; Asterales; Asteraceae
Source: RefSeq, a predicted model, not a curated record